CAAAAACCUCCGCGACUCCACGCAUGGGACAAAACAGGAAUCAACCACUUUCCGUUCGUUGGUUCCGAUCCAGAAGUAGCCUCUUUUUGUGUGUGUGUGUUUAUCUGUGAAAGUUUUGGACUAUAUUGCGUGCUUGAAUCCAGCAUGGCUUCUACAUCAAUGCCGCAGAAGCGCUACUACAGACAGCGAGCCCACGCAAACCCGAUGGCGCACCACACCUUUGAUUACCCGGUGUGUCCUGAAGAAAUGGACUGGUCCAAGCUUUAUCCAGAACUCAUACCUGGGCCCUCAUCAGAGACGGAGGCCCCUAAAGUCGAGUUUGCAGACAUUGGCUGUGGAUACGGGGGUCUUCUGGUGGAGUUAUCUCCACUGUUCCCAGAUAAGCUCAUGUUGGGCUUGGAGAUCAGAGUAAAAGUAUCGGAUUACGUGCAGGACCGCAUUCGGUCUCUGCGUGAAAAGAACCCGGGAAGCUACCAGAACAUCGCGUGCCUCCGCAGCAACGCAAUGAAGUACCUCCCCAACUUUUUCUUCAAAGGACAGCUCAGUAAGAUGUUCUUCCUGUUCCCUGACCCUCAUUUCAAGAAGACCAAGCACAAAUGGAGGAUUGUUAGUCCCACGUUGUUAGCAGAAUACGCCUACACACUCAGGAUCGGGGGUUUGGUGUACACCAUAACAGAUGUGGAGGAGGUGCACCUCUGGAUGGUGAAGCACUUCAGCGAACAUCCGCUGUUCGCACGUGUGCCAGAAGAGGAUCUGGUGGAUGACGUCAUUAUAAGCCGCUUAAGUUCCUGCACUGAGGAAGGAAAGAAGGUGCAGAGGAACGGCGGGAAGACCUACCUCGCAGUUUUCCAGAGGAUCGAGGAUCCGCUUUGAAAUCAGACACUUUGGACUUUAAUGCGAUACUUUAAUGUGUUUUAACCACAUGGACAACAAAGCUCCUCAGUCGUAUAGAGACUUCUGCUUAGACACCGAGUGAAAACAAUGGUGCACUAGACGAAAGGUGAUUUUCUUUUUUAUUUAUUUUAAUUUCUUCAAUGUACAUUUCUCUCACCAGCUAGCAAGAUACUUCUAAAUUUGAGGUUGUCUAUUUUUUUUAUUUCAGAUCUGGUUGAGUAAACUAUGCAGCUUUUUA
Molecule: messenger RNA, 1132 nt
Organism: Xiphophorus maculatus (southern platyfish)
Lineage: Eukaryota; Metazoa; Chordata; Actinopteri; Cyprinodontiformes; Poeciliidae
Gene: mettl1
Product: methyltransferase like 1
Exons: 6
Coding region: 145-873 (242 amino acids)
Biological process (GO): RNA (guanine-N7)-methylation; tRNA methylation
Cellular component (GO): tRNA methyltransferase complex
Molecular function (GO): tRNA (guanine(46)-N7)-methyltransferase activity
Source: RefSeq, a predicted model, not a curated record